This is a messenger RNA of Oncorhynchus masou masou (cherry salmon), 4990 nucleotides long. RefSeq names its product mitogen-activated protein kinase kinase kinase kinase 2-like. Gene Ontology annotation, biological process: protein phosphorylation; intracellular signal transduction. Gene Ontology annotation, molecular function: MAP kinase kinase kinase kinase activity; ATP binding. The transcript is spliced from 32 exons. Bases 111 to 2801 code for a protein of 896 amino acids. Gene Ontology annotation, cellular component: cytoplasm. The record is from RefSeq and is a predicted model, not a curated record. Lineage: Eukaryota; Metazoa; Chordata; Actinopteri; Salmoniformes; Salmonidae.
UUUUAUUUCGGCUUUUGCCUCUGAUGGUUUGUUGCUGAGGAAGUGCAGGCAUCUGGACAGGAAUCAACAUUAGUCGCUAGACAGCGCGAGUCGAGGCUGACGUUGCUGCGAUGGAGGCAAUUGGUGUGUCCUACUCGAACCCGUUGGAGGACUACGAGUUGAUUCACCGAAUCGGCAGUGGUACAUACGGAGAUGUAUUUAAGGCCCGAGACCUCAAGACGUCUGUGGUAUCUGCAAUCAAAGUUGUAAAACUAGAUCCUGGUGAUGAUAUCUCAUCUAUCCAACAGGAGAUCACCAUGAUUAGAGAAUGCACUCACAAGAACAUUGUGGCCUAUUUCGGCAGCUACUUCAGAAAUAACAAGCUGUGGAUCUGCAUGGAGUACUGCGGCGGAGGUUCCCUGCAGGACAUUUAUCAUGCUACUGGCCCCCUGAACGAGAGGCAGAUUGCAUAUGUGUGCAGGGAAACACUCCAGGGACUGCGUCACUUACAUGAGACUGGAAAAAUGCACAGAGACAUAAAAGGAGCCAACGUUCUUCUAACAGAGCGAGGAGAUGUCAAACUCGCGGAUUUUGGCGUUGCAGCUGAGAUCAAUGCCUCUGUUGCCAAGAGGAAGUCCUUCAUAGGCACACCUUACUGGAUGGCACCCGAGGUGGCAGCAGUGGAGAAGAAAGGCGGGUACAACCAGCUAUGUGACAUCUGGGCAGUGGGCAUCACCGCUAUCGAGCUGGCAGAGCUUCAGCCUCCAAUGUUUGACCUGCACCCAAUGAGGGCCUUGAUGGUGAUGUCGAAGGGCAGCUUCCAGCCUCCCAAACUGAAGGACAAGUCCAAAUGGUCCGUUGACUUCCACAACUUUGUGAAAGUAUCCCUCACCAAGAACCCUCGCAAAAGGCCUACUGCAGAGAAGUUGUUACAGCACCCCUUUGUGAGUCAGCGGCUGACCAGGACCCUGGCCAUUGAACUGCUGGACAUGGCCAGCAACCCUGUUCUGCAAACCUCACACACUAUGGAUGAGUGUGAUAUUGAGACAUGCAGUGCAUUCCCUGAUAAGAUCCAGUCUCUAGGGAAACCCCUGUCGGUCCAGAGGACUCAGUCUGAGGAGCAGUUUGAUCUGCUAAAAUUUGGCCCUCCCAUGAGGAAGGAGACAGACCCCUCUCAUGACCUGGUAUCAUAUGACGAAUGGAGCAUUUCAGGAGAUGAAAAGAACUCCUCGAGUCUACUGGAGUGUGUUGAGGAAGCAUUGCUUGAAAGGAGGUUAACCGUCAAGAGAGCGCCCUCUGCUGAGCACUCUCCUGAAGAAGAUGAUGGUGAUGAUGAUGAUAUGGAUAAAUGUGGCACAGUGAAGAGGAGUGGGGUCCUCAGUCCUGCCCCAAGGCAUACCAUCCCCCCGUCCACUGACACUACUUGCCCCAUAGAAUGCACUGGCAAUUGUGACUCCACCCCUCCCACUGUCACACCUCCAUUCACAGACCCCACCCUGGCUGAACCCUCUCUCUUCAGCUCUACCAUCUUUGCUGACACCACCAACUGCUCCUCUCCCUCUGAAGCAUUACCAAUUUUAGAAAAGGCUCAAAUCCAUCAUCCUGAGACACUAUACUGCGCUGAAGGGUCUGGACAGAGGCCGGAGAAGAUGGCCGCCAAGGCCCAGCAGCCCCCACUGUCUCCAGAAUGGAGCACACUCAGGAGGAAAACUGAGGACUCGAGAGGUGAUUGCCAUGGACUUCCACCCACACCCAAAGUCCAUAUGGGGGCCUGUUUUUCCAAGGUGUUUAAUGGCUGUCCAUUAAAUAUCCACUGUGCUGUCACAUGGGUCCUGCCAAAGACUAAAGAUCAACACCUCAUUCUGGGGACAGAGGAGGGCAUCUAUACCCUGAACCUCAACGAGCUCCAUGAGGACACAAUGGAGAAGUUAUUACCCCAGAGGUGCAGCUGGCUGUAUGUCAUGAACAAUGUGCUAAUGUCUAUCUCAGGGAAAUCAUCGCAGCUGUGCUCCCAGAGGCUGACCACCCUGUUUGAUCAUCGCAGACACCUGCCGAAGAGGCAGGGCCACCUGUCCAUCAACACCCACCGCCUCACCGAGAGGAUCAACUCAAGAAGGUUUUCUGUGUCUGGAAAGAUACCAGACACCAAAGGCUGUCGACGCUGCAGCGUUGUGCGUAACCCGUACACUGACAGCACAUUUUUGUGUGCUGUUGUACCAACUGGCCUUGUCCUACUGCUGUGGUACGAGCCCCUGCAGAAGUUCAUGCAACUCAAGCAUAUCGCUGUGAGUCUCCCAGAAAGCCUCCCCAUCUUUGAACUGCUUGUCCUGGAGAAAGAGGAGUUGCCACAGGUGUGUGUGGGUGUGCGCAAGUUACAGGCCACUGUCAAGACCUGUGAGCAGGUCCACUUUGACAUCAUCCACUUGAAUGACACACCCAGAGCCCAGACAGGUAGUCAAUCUCUGAAGGUGAUGCAGGUAACUCAACUGGACAGAGACACAGUACUGAUUACUCUGGAGAACACUGUGAAAAUUGUGAAUCUGAAUGGAAAUCCAAGCAAAGGGAGGACCUCAAAGUUGACCUUUGACUUUUCCAUUGAGACUCUUGUAUGUUUGCAGGACAGUGUUCUGGCCUUCUGGAAGCAUGGGCUUAAAGGUAGAAGCUUGAAUAGUGAUGAGGUUACACAAGAGAUCACGGAUGAAAGUCGAAUAUUCAGAGUCUUGGGAACCUCAAGGGACAUUAUCUUGCAGAGUACUCUCACGGACAAUCCAUCUGCCUUAAGCAACUUGUACAUCCUGACGGGGCAUGAGAGUAGCUACUGAGGAAAUCUGAGAAUGGAGGACAUUCUGUCUCGAGGAAGUACACAGCAGUCUCCUACUACUCCUAAAAGGACAAGCACAAAGUCAAUAAGGAUGGAGCAAGGAUGCCUACAAUGGCGAGUGGUUGGCCAAAGAGACACAGCUGGGACUGUCUGAGCUUUGUUUGGAGUGGGCUUUCCUCACGGCUUCUUCGCAUCCAACCGCCAAAUAGACCUGUGAAAAUCAGUGGUUCAAAACAAUACCAGUGGCCUCGGCUACGUGAAGAUCUUGGCAUUGCAGUCACAGUUUUUUAAACCACACUUGUCAUAACUCUCCUGUGAGAGUUAGGAUCAGGUUACAGUGGGUCCGCUCUACAGCGUGCCCCCUCUCAUAGAGCGGGAAGUCGGCUGUUUUUAUGGCGGUCAUAAAAUACGCUGCCUCUCUGCUCUGUAGUGUUCGAUCUUGGAAUGUGGAACACAAGAGACCCUUGGACAUAAUUUAAACAAUAUUUAUAUUUUUGGGAAUGUGGGAGUGGUCCGUGAACACUUAAGGGACAGUCAUGACGAGUGUGUUUCAUUUGGUGAUCUCAUGAAGGACAGUAAACCCUCUACUGUGUCUUUGGUUGUGUACACUUCUUAAUUAUGGAGUUUACAUCUAAAUAUUGUGAAAUGUUUGUGAUUAAACAUGAAACUAUUUGUGAAAAGAUGUAAUGUGAUGUUAACCUUCUAAAUGAGUAAAUAUGGAUUUUCAUAUAGUUAACCAAAUCAGUGGCCACACCCACAUCAUUGCGUCAUGGAGCGCCCUUUUCUCAGACGUAUAAAACCCACUCCUGACUAAAUUUACAUUAGACUAUUAAACAUGGAGCUGUCGCUACAUGUUGAAAUGGUUAAGAACUACAACUCUAUAGGCCCAGGAGACCAGACAGCGUGUAGUGAUUGCCACACGGCUGGAAAUGGUUAAACUCUGAGACUAUCGAUCACUACAGAAUAAGAGCAAAUCCUAGACGUAGAAUUACUAGUCUGCAGCUGGAAAUUGCGUAAAUCUAGUAUGAGAAUAACGACAACCGCGGAAGCAUCUAUUCUAUGCAACGGCCACCUGUACGCCUGACAUAUCCAUUACAACAGACACUAUCCAGAGCUGCUGAGAAAGCUACAACCGCGAAUGACAUUGACUUCUGUGAACGUUAGCCAGAGACUCUCUGAUGAACUGACUCUCCAGCAGACGGACCGACGAUUCCAACAGUGAAGACAACGACAUACGGGCGUAAAUGUAUACAUUGCAAUUAUUUUCCAAUGAGCGGCCGUUCAUGUGCAAAGGAUUAGCAUUUCAAUUAAUAUAAUUAUCAACUGGGUAGUGAAUCCAUUUUGUCUUUCCCGCUCUUUCUGUCCCCACCCCUUUCCAUUGUCUACCAAGCCUCACAUAAUGGUUUAGCCCACUAGGGAAUUUUCAAUGCGUUGUGUUAGUAACCAAUAACUAUAUUGUUUGUUUGUGUUUAUGUGAUUUGUUUAGUUAGUAAAUAAAUAAUUAAGCCAAUUUGUAUAUCACUGAUUCAUUAUGGAGGCUAGGGUUCAUGUAGAUAUCCAAGGGUUUGCGACGUUCAGUAAUGAGAACUGAUGAGGGAAUAAAAUACAUGAAUACAAGACUGUACUCGAUAAGAAAAUAUCUGAGUUAUAUUCGGGAAUUAAAACUCUAUAAACAACAUAUUCCUGUGGUGCCCUGACCUCCUAGGUAAUUGAAGUUGCAUGAUUAGUUUAAUUGCGUAAUUAAAUUACACAUAGAGAAUUGAUUUGAUAAGAUACCGUCUUCACAUUUAAUGAUAGUCCAGACACAACACUUGUGUGAAUUCUUCUUCUUCAGACUGGUUGUGACUGGGUAAACACUUUGAACUGUAGCCCAAGACUGUCUAAGUCUGCAGUAACCCAGUACCAGCCUGAACAAUACUUUCCCAUAGGGCUGCUGUGUCUGUACUGAAGACAAGUAAAGUACAGGACCCAGUUUCCAUGGAUUGAGGUGGAAAACAAUGGCAUCAUGCAGCUCUGUGUGUAGGCUAACUGACAAUAAGUUAUAUGUGGUGAAAAACGCUUAAUUACAAGCAGAAAAAAAAUGUCUGCCUGUUCACCACGGGUUGAUAUGUUAUAAUUGUUUUUUCAGUUGUUGUUUUUCAAAACGAAAUUGGGGAGAAUAAAAAUGUAAUAAAAAAAUGAUGAAGGCCA